CUUUGGGCGCAGACGCCGCUCCUCUCCUGUUUCCAGGUGCUGCUCUGGUCCCUCCCGCUCUCCGUACAGGAAUGUGCGGAGAGCAUUACGUCAGUUCAGGCUUCCACAGGACAGAGAGCACCUCCGCCCGCUGCUCCUCCGCUGCUCCUCCGCCGCGGAGCCUUUUAAACCCUCUCUGUGUUUUCCUCUGGUCUCCUGUCGGGAGUGUGUGAGUCUCGGUCGGACAACGGAGAGGAAUGAAGCCGUGUCGCAGCUCUCCUGCUUCACGACGAGAAACUAGAGACAAAAUCUGAAACUCGACGAGACUCUCCGAGAAUAGAUGGAGGGACCAGAAGGUUCAGAUAAUUGCUUGUGUGUGGGCUGUGGAGGAAAAAUCCAGGACUCGUUUCACAUGAAAGUCCUCCAGGACAUCUGGCACAACGCCUGCUUUCAAUGCUCCGUGUGUUGUGACCACCUGACUAACUGGUACUACGAGAAGGAUGGAAAACUGUACUGUCGCAAACACUACUGGGAGAAGUUUGGGGAGCUCUGCCACGGCUGCUCUCUGCUCAUGACUGGACCUGCCAUGGUGGCCGGAGAACACAAGUAUCACCCCGAGUGCUUUGUAUGUCUGAGGUGCAUGGUCGUGAUUGAAGACCGGGACACCUACGCCUUAGUGGAGCGAUCGAAACUUUACUGUGGAAAGUGCUACAAGCAGGUGGUCCUCACACCAAUGUUGGAGAAGCGUUCACAUGACUCGGUGCUCGACUCCCUGCCCCACACAGUGACCCUAAUCUCCAUGCCCUCCGCAGCCAACGGCAAGAGGGGCUUCUCCGUCUCAGUGCUGAGGGACGUCAAUGGUUCAGCGAGCAUCAUAGUCAAAGAGGUCAGAGGGAUGCUUAUUAGUCCAGAAGUCCGAAAUGCCAUCCAUGUUGGAGAUAGGAUCCUGGAGAUCAAUGGCCUUCCAGUGGGGACGUUGAUGGAGGAGGAGGUUGACGAUCUUAUCCAUCGCACCAGUCAAACUCUUCAGCUGCUUAUCGAGUAUGACCCAGUCAGGCAGCGUUUGGAUCGCCUCAGACUGGGAUCACCCAGGAGCCAGACGCUGGGAGUCCCUGCCACCUCCCGCAUGCGUCUGUCCUCACCUUCUGAUGCAGUCCUGGAGAGAACGGAUGUAGUUGAUGAAGGCACACUGAAGAGGAGAUCUUUGAGGAGGAGUAACAGCAUAUGUAAGUCACCAGGACCAAAUUCUCCCAAUGAGAUGUCAUUUAUUGCUCGAGACAUCGGUCGCUCUGAGUCCUUGAGAUCGUCCAAUAGCUGCUCUCAUCGCAUCUUCCGCCCAUGUGACCUCAUCCACGGAGAGAUCAUAGGAAAAGGUUUCUUCGGACAGGCAAUCAAGGUGACUCAUAAAGCCACAGGAGAGGUGAUGGUGAUGAAGGAGCUGCUCCGCUGUGAUGAGGAGACGCAGAAAACAUUCCUGAAGGAGGUCAAAGUAAUGCGGAGCCUUGAUCACCCCCACGUUUUGAGGUUCAUUGGCGUGCUGUACAAGGACAAGAGGCUCAAUUUGAUAACUGAGUUUAUCGAGGGAGGCACCCUGAAGGAUUUCAUCAGAGACACUGACCCAUUUACAUGGGAGCAGAGGGUGAGCUUUGCAAAGAGCAUCGCCUCUGGAAUGACCUACCUUCACUCAAUGAGCAUAAUACACAGAGACCUCAACUCUCACAACUGCCUGGUUAAACUGGAUAACACUGUGGUCGUUGCUGACUUUGGACUCUCUCGACUCAUCGUAGAGGACAAAGUCAAGCCCCCAUCUGAAAAAACGCCCAAUAAAAAGAGGAUUUUCAGGCGUAGUGACAGAAAGAAGCGGUACACUGUUGUGGGAAACCCUUACUGGAUGGCCCCAGAGAUGCUGAAUGGUAAACGCUACGAUGAGAAGGUGGACAUUUUCUCCUUUGGAAUUAUGCUUUGUGAGAUCAUUGGAAAAGUCUAUGCAGACCCCGAGUGCCUCCCCAGGACGCUGGACUUUGGCCUGAAUGUUGGCAAGUUUGUGGAGAAGUUCCUCCCAGAAGACUGCCCACCAGCUUUCUUCCCACUGGCUGUGGCUUGUUGCGACCUCACACCAGACAACCGUCCACCUUUCCAGAAGUUGGAGGACUGGUUCGGGGCGCUGUCCUUCAACCAGGAACUUGGGAUCCCCCUGCCAGCCGAACUUGAGGAAGUGCAUCAGAGACUGAGUCAACUCCACUGGCCUAAAGACGGCUCUCCAUUGCCAAGCACAGAUCAGCCGUCAACCCCAACAGCUGCCUCUCCAGAAUCUUCCAGCGUGACAGACAACAGCACCUAGAACCUGUGUCUCCCUCUGAAAUGCUGCACUAAUACUGUGGAUGUGAAAAAGAGGAAAAAUGAAUUGAACCCGAGCCAAUUUAGAACUGGAUAAUCUCUGAGGUAGCUGGACCAAUUUUCUCCCCGUUUAGGAUGUUAACUGCAUUGUGAGCAGAAAGAUGCAUUUCACCAAGUUAGGGUUAGUGUGAUCAGCCAUAGUGUUAGUUACUGAUUCUUUUAUUUAACCCCUUGCCCCAUUCAACACACGCAGGGUUGUACUAAUGUUUACUGUGUUUAAAGACAAAAUACAACUUUUCUUGACCCUUUCUCCGACAGAGGACGAGCAUCUUUGUAAGGUGGAUAUUCACAAUGAGUCCUCGUGUUACAGCAGUUUUGUUUUUCUGGCUGUGAAGUUGUUGUUUGCCAGAUCACUCCUCGCCAAAUUAAAUAACUGGGCAGGGCUCGAUGAGUAACUGUAGGCGGCAGUCAAAGUAAAACAAACACUGAUCCAGAAUAGUUUCAUCACUCUGAGAUUUGGCACAAGAUGGCAAAGGAAUGUUUAGAUUUUUGGGGGGGUCUAAGCACAACUGAUCGAUUUAUUUUAUUUUGACGAAAUGGUUACAAGUUUAUUUUCUAGUCUAAUGAUUUUAAUUCCUUUCUUAGAAUUUAGAUUUUGACAUGUUUCUAUUAAACCCCUGAUGAAGCUCCUCUGGAACAGAAGAGCUGUUUUAAUGAUCGUUAGACGUAACCAUGACCAUGAAAAUUUGCCUUGUACAGAAAACUGGAUUUUUUUUCUGAAGCAAUGUGUAUAAAUAUGUAUAUAUGCCUUUAAUUGGACGUCAUUUUCUAAUGGGAACUCUAGAAUUUUAGACAUUUUGUCAACAAUGGAACGUUUUUUUGCCUUUUUUGGUCUCAUCAUGCAAGGUACUUAAGACCUGUUGUAACCACUAUUAUUUAUAUCACUUUAGUGUUUCAUAAAUAAACCUUGAGAAAGAUGUGACUUGUCAUUGUUAUUAGUAUUUUGCAUUUCACGAAACCUGAAGAAUCAUGUCUUCUGUCAAAACGAUCAAAGUCAAAUCAUUUAUAGAUCUGUGUUAACAUUGAAGAGCACACUGCAGGGCAUCUGAGCUCACAGGAAAAUGACCAACUGAAAUGAUCAUAUUUUUAAAUUGAUUGAUUCACUAAUGACCCAGUUCUGAUUCUGACAAAUUAAUAAAUACUUGUAUAUUCACCUGUAA
This is a messenger RNA of Paralichthys olivaceus (Japanese flounder), 3536 nucleotides long. It is a transcript of the gene limk2, whose product is annotated as LIM domain kinase 2. Gene Ontology annotation, molecular function: protein serine/threonine kinase activity; protein binding; ATP binding. Gene Ontology annotation, biological process: protein phosphorylation; actin cytoskeleton organization. Gene Ontology annotation, cellular component: cytoplasm; nucleus. The record is from RefSeq and is a predicted model, not a curated record. NCBI's taxonomy places the organism in Eukaryota, Metazoa, Chordata, Actinopteri, Pleuronectiformes, Paralichthyidae.